AUGGGCCAGACUCUUGUCACCCCUUUAAGUUUGACUUUACAGCAUUUCAAGGAGGUCCGCGGUGUGGCCCACAGCAACUCCGUGGACGUCAAGAAAGGCAGAUGGCAGACCUUCUGUACCUCCGAGUGGCCAACCUUUUCAGUCGGGUGGCCUCGGGAUGGAAGCGUUCCUGAGAACCCCGAUUUCUCUCCGGUAGCGGGUCGGAUUAGAGGCCGAAGGGAACCCCAGGGGUCGUCACAGACCCUUCCGCUGAGAACUGGGAAUGAUGGUCGCCCCCAAUAUUGGCCCUUCUCCGCCUCAGACCUUUAUAAUUGGAAAAACAAUAACCCCUCUUUUACACAGGAUCCCUCUAAACUGACUAGUCUUAUUGAAUCUGUCUUAAUUACCCACCAGCCCACUUGGGAUGACUGUCAGCAGCUCUUACAGGUGCUCCUCACCUCUGAGGAGAGGCAGAGGGUCUUCCAGGAGGCCCGGAAACAGGUACCGGGUGAUGAUGGACGCCCCACCCAGAUACCGGCUGAAAUUGAGGAGGCUUUCCCCUUGAAGCGACCCGAGUGGGACUUCACCACGGCUGCAGGUAGGGCCAGCCUACGUCUCUAUCGCCAGUUGCUUGUAGCGGGUCUCCUAAGGGCAGGUAAAAAGCCCACCAAUUUGGCCCAGGUCAAGUCAGUCACUCAGGGACCGGAGGAACAUCCAUCUACGUUCAUGGAACGUCUGAAGGAUGCCUACCGGGUACAUAGCCCAUAUGACCCGGAGGAUCCGAGCCAGGCCACUCACCUCAUCAUGUCUUUUAUCUGGCAGUCGGCUCCAGAUAUUAGAAGGAAGUUAGAGAGACUGGAAGGGCUAAGAGAUAGUAGCCUUCAGGAUAUUCUAAAGGAAGCUGAGAAAGGGUUUAAAAACAGCCCCACACUAUUCGAUGAGGCUCUACAUCGGGACUUGGCGGACUUUAGGGUCCAACACCCGGCCAUCGUCUUACUUCAAUAUGUAGACGACCUUAUCCUAGCAACGGUUUCCCAGGAGGAGUGUGAACGAGGGACUGAGGCCCUGCUUGAGACCCUAGGGGCGUUGGGAUACCGGGCGUCAGCCAAGAAGGCUCAGCUUUGUAAGCCUCAGGUGAUUUACCUGGGAUACCAGAUCCACGAAGGAAAACUACGAGAGUUCCUGGGGACAGCGAGAUUCUGCCGCCUCUGGAUACCGGGGUUUGUGGAACUGGCAGCCCCCCUAUAUCCCCUCACCAAACAAGGGGUAUUAUAUCAGUGGGAAUCAGAACAUCAGGAGGCUUUUGAGGCCAUAAAACGGGCUCUUUUGAACUCCCCGGCCCUGGGACUCCCGGAUUUGACCAAACCAUUUGACCUCUUUGUAGAUGAAAAACAGGGAUAUGCGAAGGGGGUCUUGACACAGAAAUUAGGGCCCUGGCGACGACCAGUGGCCUACCUGUCAAAGAAAUUGGACCCGGUUGCUGCCGGAUGGCCACCAUGCCUCAAGAUGGUAGCGGCCAUCGCCCUCUUGCUCAAGGACUCUAUGAAGUUAAAACCUCUUGCUGUUGCAUCCGAAUACCUGGUCUCGGUGUCUUUGUGGAAAGCCGGAAGUUCCUACGAGGCGUGCUUCAGAGUUCCGGAACAGUGCCGGCACCAUGUGGGAGCUGAUCUGAGGAGUUGUUAG
Arvicanthis niloticus (Nile rat) is the source of this 1662-nucleotide messenger RNA. NCBI's taxonomy places the organism in Eukaryota, Metazoa, Chordata, Mammalia, Rodentia, Muridae. The record is from RefSeq and is a predicted model, not a curated record.